This is a messenger RNA of Drosophila subpulchrella, 1102 nucleotides long. It is a transcript of the gene P5cr, whose product is annotated as pyrroline-5-carboxylate reductase. The coding region runs from base 153 to 995 and encodes 280 amino acids. Gene Ontology annotation, molecular function: pyrroline-5-carboxylate reductase activity. Lineage: Eukaryota; Metazoa; Arthropoda; Insecta; Diptera; Drosophilidae. The record is from RefSeq and is a predicted model, not a curated record. Gene Ontology annotation, biological process: L-proline biosynthetic process. The transcript has 2 exons.
CAGCUGUUAUUGAUUAGAGAAGCGAUAAAAUCCAGCCAACGCAAUUAUUGACAAUAAGACAAGCUCAAGGGGCCUUUUAGCAUUAUCUAACAUCAAUCAAUCGCUUGGAAUCAUCUGGAGGGCCCGCAAAUAAGGCAGACAGUUCCCAAAACAUGGCCAAGUUAGACGAACGCAUCGGCUUCAUCGGGGGCGGAAACAUGGCCUUUGCCAUUGGAUCCGGACUAGUGCGCUGUGGGAUCGUGAAGGCCAGCCAGGUGCUGGUGUCCGGUCCCCACAUCGAGAACCUGCAGCGCUGGCGGGAUCUGGGAGCUGUGACCAGCGACGACAACUGCGAGGUCCUGGAACACACGGACAUUGUCUUCAUCUGUGUCAAGCCGCACAUGCUCUCACCCUGCGCCGAGCAACUCAAGUACAAGCACGUACCGUCGGCCAAGGACGCCAGCAAGCUGAUUGUGUCGGUUCUAGCGGGAACAAGUCUUCAAAGGCUGGAGGAGGCUUUCAGCUUCAUGGGCAGCUCCGAACUGAAGGUGAUCCGCACCAUGCCCAACACAUCCAUGCAAGUGGGCGAGGGCUGCACUGUGUACACUGGCAACGCUCGCGUCUCCCUUCACGACUUGGAGAAGAUUCAUUUAAUGCUUAACGCCCUGGGUCUGGCCCAGCAAGUGCCGGAGACCAUGAUUGACGCCGUCACUGGAGUGGCGGGCUGCGGUCCGGCAUUCGUCUACACCAUCAUCGAAGCCUUGGCCGACGGCGGAGUUAAGCAGGGAGUUCCACGACAGAUGGCUAUUCAGUUUGCGGCACAAACGCUGCUGGGAGCGGCCAAGACGGUGCUCCUUACCGGCAAACAUCCGGCAGUGCUGCGGGACGAAGUUUGCUCCCCCGGCGGUUCCACCAUAGUCGGCGUCCACGAACUGGAAAAGGGAAACCUCAGGGCUACUUUGAUAAACGCCGUGGAAAAGUCGUCGCAGCGCUCCGCCGAGCUGGGAAAAAAGUGAGUCUGGAGAUACUCCGGAUCCUCACUUGCUCUCUACUUUAAGUGAAACGCUUGGUAUUGAUAUUACAAUAAUGACUAACAUAAAGCUUGAGUUUAUUCGCGAUCCUU